UUCAUUUGUCAGGAACUGAAGGUUUAGAUAAGAAAUGAGCAGCAAAUUAUGUUAUCAGUAUGUAUUACAUUUGUUGGACAUAUUGGACAUGUACACAAAGUUUAUUUAAAGUGUAAACAAAGAGCCUUUAUCAUUUCUGGAUUUACGGAAAUAAAAUGCCGGCAGCAGAAUCAAUACAUUUAUUGUUCAAAUAUACAACCUGGUGACAGACGGACACACGGACAGACGAAGGGACAGCGGUUAGUGAAAGAACGGUAAUGAUAUGUAGAUAUCAUUAUAGAGUACCCAAAGGUCGGCCGUACGUGUGUCUCCUACUGCUUUUGAUGAUAGACAUAAUUGAAAGUCAAUAUUAUGGACCUCGGGAAAAGUGCACAAGCAAACAAAUAUCAACUGACACAUCAAGAUGCACAGUUAUAAUUUACUGUAAUGGCGUAAUAGAAUACACAGAUGAAACUUUCUCAUACAUAACUUGCUUCCACAACUAUUAUGGAUAUAGAAACUAUGACGGAUCGUAUGACCUUAUCCUUGAUUUCCAAAACAUGGACGCGAAUGAGAUUGUUUACAAGCAAACAAUACCACGAUUUCUAUCUAGAAGUAAGGUUAAAAAGAUAAUAAUGAAUAAGAUUGAAACAGUAUCUGUAUUAAGUCAAAUGCUGAAUUUUGACGAAUUAACGCAUUUCGAAAUUGUGAACAGUGCUUUGGAGACUAUAGAUUUGUCCAUGUUUAUCAAUAAACAUAAUUUGGCAUUUAUAAAUGCAUCCAGCAAUCGAAUAUCAGUGUUAGAAAAUGAUAAACAUUUAGCUUCUUCAACGCACACGCUGCAAUUGAUAGAUUUAAGCCACAACUUGAUACAAAUAUUACCAAACAAUUACUUUUCAUGCUUCCCAAAUCUUUUGCACUUAAAUUUGUCCCACAACUAUAUUGAUCAUUUGGAUUUGUUGACAUUUGAAGGAUUGUCUCAACUAGAAACUCUGUAUUUGUCUUACAACAGUUUAGUGUCAAUAGAUCAUAGUUUAGCAAGGUUUUUGAAUUUGCGGGAACUGAUGUUAGAUCAUAAUCAAAUAACAUCAUUGAAAGAGUACAAUUUUAAUGUGAUGGCGCAAUUGCAAACAUUAAAUCUGAGUUCAAAUAGGAUAUCAGAAAUUGAUGACAUGGUAUUUCAAGCUUUACACGAACUACAGAUACUAGAUUUAAGUCACAAUAAUGUCACUAUGCUUACAAAUUUAUUCGAUGAUAAUACAAAUUUAGAAACUCUUUUCUUGUCCGAUAAUAGCAUUAAAAUCAUUUCAAAGGGAAUCUUCAGUACAAUGAACCUUACUCAGUUUCGGAUAAAUAAUAAUAAUAUAUCGGGUAUUAUAUAUAAAGAUACAUUUCAGGGAAUCAGACAGACUGAUUUUGAUCUGAGCUACAAUAAAAUUGAAACAUUAGAUUCCAACGUGUUCAGUACUUUUGGAUCAGAACUGAAUUUUUUGAAUCUUUCACACAAUAAUAUUUAUGAUUUAUCUAAUUCGUCAUUUACUUCCUCAGAAUACAUUGCUACACUAGACGUUUCAUUUAACCGGCUAGUAAAAAUAGAAGGAUACUUCAGUAGUCUUACUGAACUGAAAUAUUUAAAUUUAAGCAACAAUGAUCUAAGUAAUAUAUUUAAAGAUUCGUUCAAAAAUUUAAUUUCACUAAAUAUUUUAGAUUUGUCCUCAAAUGCAAUUAAAACAAUUGAAGAUGAGUCUUUUAAUGAUUUACGAAAAUUAAAAACUUUGAUAUUGAGUAAUACUCAACUGACUACUACUUUUGCUUUACAUACUCUUCGAGGUAUGGUUUCGUUGAACACCAUAUUUCUCGUGAACAUUGACGGAACAACAAACUAUGAAAAGUACGCAUUUUCGGGUAUGACUGAAUUAAAAAUUAUAAAUUCUUCAUUUAGCGGUCUCACAAAAAUACACCACGACGCUUUUAAUGAUACCGGAUCAAUUGAAAUUAUCGAUUUUUCACAUAAUCUAUUAGAAGAUUUUUCCAUUAACAAAGAAAGUGUUUCAACAAUCGUAGAACUGUACUUGCAUAAUAAUAGAAUACAAAACAUUACACAAAAAAUGUUUGAUGGAUUUGUUUCGUUAGUAAAACUGACAUUGGCUUUAAAUCAUAUUGUCAUAGUACAAGAUAAUUCAUUGUCAUUACUGUCUAAGUUAGGAUAUUUAGAUCUUUCUUUUAAUGAAUUAAUGGUAAUCAAUGGAUCUCAAGUUGAAAAUAUGACUUCGUUAUAUUAUUUAUCUCUGAAAAAUAUUAAAACGGCGACCAAUUUUAGUUCCGUAACGGCUGCUAGUGUUAAAGUUCUAGAUAUGUCUUUAUGUGAUAUUGUCUUUGUAAGAUCACUUAGUGUAUAUAGAUUAGGAAACAUUACAACAUUAAAUCUUAGUUUUAAUAAAAUAACAUUUAUCGAUAAGCAUUCAUUUCAAACAAUGCCUGAGUUAUCUAUUCUUGAUUUAAGUUUUAAUCAAAUAAAUUAUAUACAACCUGGAUCAUUCAUCAAUACAAAUUUAAUCAAAAAUCUUAACUUCCACAAUAAUAUGAUAUCAAGUCUACAGUACGGCGUCUUUGAUGGUCUUAAAAAUUUAGAAGUUUUGAACCUAUCAAGCAAUUCACUCAGUUCCUUUGAAAUUAAUAUUUUGCACAACAGUAAUGGAGUAUCUACAAUUGUCCUAGACGAUAACAUGUUAGAAAAUAUAAAUCUUGAUAGUUAUCAAAAUAAAGGCAUCAACGAAUUAAGUGUUGGUGGAAAUAUGAUCAACUGUGAUAUAUUUAUAGAAUUAAAAAAGAAAAUUGACGAAUAUUCUUUUAAAAUCACCGCGAAAACUUUAGAUUAUCAUUCUGAAAAUGUCGAUGGGAUAACUUGUAAAACUUUAUCAAAGAAAAAUGUUAUGAUUAAGAAGCAUAAUGAUACUAUUCUCCCAAAUAUAACUGUAGCUUUUGAUUCCUUAGCUGGUGCUAUGGACAUGUUUAGAACUGCCAUUGAACAUGUAGCAACUGCUGAUGUUAAUUCUAAUGUCGAGUUAAAGAAAGACAUAGAUGGUGUUCUUACAACAAUCAAUAAAUUAGUAAAAUUGUAUAAUGAUUCUCAAUUACUAACAAAUGAUUUAUUGCACAAAAUGAUUGAAAAUAGCGGGGCACAGACGCAGCAGAUUGUUAAAAGUGAAAAUAUGAAUGUGAAAGAAGAUGUAAAUACACCUAUAUAUAUAACGUUGGGAUGUUUGAUAUGUUUGUCUGUUCUGUUGGUUAUUUUAAGCUACAGUUAUUUCAAAUGGAAGUCGAAAGUUUUAGAAUUGUACAAUUUUUCAAGCAACAGGCACUUGGCUAACGAUAUGGAAAUGGAAUAAAUAUAAUGUAUACUGCAAAUGUAUACAUUAUAUUUAUUCCAUGUAGAUUGCAAGUGCUCAUCAUUUUUGGUCUAUAUUUUGUCUAUUAAAUGUCUAUAUUUAUGUGUUAAAGAUUUAAUUCUCUAUUACGCAUAUAUUUUAUUUCAAAAUGAAAAUCAUAUAUUUUUAAUUAUUACAUGUAUUGUCAUUCUAUCUCUGAUUGGUUUGACUGUUAGAGAAUACCAUACGUCUUACACCAAUCAAUACAUUACAAUAAAACAGGAGAAAAAAAAUCCUGUACAUUGAAUAAAUUUACAUGAAAUAAAAUUAGUCAUACCAACUGUCUGUUUGUCUGUAUGUUAUAUAUAAUUUUUAUGUGGAAUAAAGUUUUUAAAAUAUUAGAAACGCAAAGUUUGGUAUGUGAGAGAAUGUUGGACGUUAGUUAACUCAAUAAACAAAUUCUAAUUAUAUCCGUUCAAUAUCGAUGAAAUUUGGCACACAAGUAGAAGCCUGGGAUAGUACAUACUCUGAAGUUAUUUUUCUCCUGAAAUUCUUACUAUGUUCAAAUUUUGUAAUGGUGAGUUACGCCAGUAAAUUUUGACGUUGACUUUGACACGACGGCCUAACACGAAACUUACAAACACGUAGUUGUUACUAACGUCCACAUAAAGUCCUUUUCCCUAUAAGAAUGUAUAGCGACGUAAUGACGUCUUACGUGUUUUAUGUUUCAUGGUAGCUCGUUUGCCUUUUUUUGAGCAGGUUAAAGUUAACUGGCUCUUUUUUCCAUGCAAGUUUAUAUAAGCGAAGUAAACAAUGUAUCUGCACACUGCACAUGCACUUUUCUAGGAUUUCCGCUGCAAUUACAGUGCGUCCCCGAGGUCCUAUUCUCCAAAACAAUGGACACGUUUUUCUCUCCUAACGGUGAGCGGUUAUAGUGUAGCUACCUAACCACUCGUAUCUAUGCGCGUCUGCAUGGCAUGCCAGCCACUAUUGACCUUACAUAUUAUAAAACAAACUCAAAAACUACUGCGUAGAUUUUCAUGCGGUUUUCAUCAAUAGUGUGAUUCCCGAGGAAGGUUUACAUGUAUAUUUUAUUAUGUUUUGUUUUUGUUUGAGUUAGCGCUAUCAUCGCAUUUUUAUCAAUUUCUACUAUGUCUUAGCGGAACUACUAUACUUUCCUAUAAAAUCCGUUAAAUUCAUAUCAAAUCAACAUUAUUCAAGCAUUUUACUUAUAUCACCACCAUUUUUGGCAUUUUCUUUAUGUAAGAAAUUAAAAUAUAUGUUAUAAAAUACUUAUAAGAACAUACAAAAUGGUAAAGAUACGGUACCUUAAGUUCCUUUAUGCGAAGUUUCAAAAUAAUAUAAACACUUCUAAAAUGUCGCUUCCACUUCUUUCAUAUACAUAACUUAUAUAAAUACACAACAUGCAUUUUAUCCUUACACUCUUACAUCUAAAAUUCUUACCGUAGAUCCAAAGCACGGACUGGUUACAGUGCAAAAAAAAAUUCCUGCCAUCUUGAAGUACAUAUUGCGCCGUGCUUGUUUCAACUGUUAAGCUUCAGAAAAUGAGUUUUUCUCUACAAAGGAGUGACGUCACCACGUGCCACAGAUUGCUAGAACCAACUAUUGACAAGUUUUUUCUAUUUUCUCUGGGAAUACGUAACACGUGCUUAUAUUGUAAACUAGCUUUUUGCCCGCGGCUUCGCCCGCGUAUCGUAUAUUUGUUGGUUACCUCGUCACGCUCAAUCUACUCAAUCUUCUUGUAAUUUUACAUACAUGCAGUUUUGAGUUAUGGAGAAGGAGAUAGGGCACGUUAAAUCCCGGAAAAGAAAUUGCUUCCAUAUGAAAAUUACGCGGUUGAAGCCGCGAGCAAAAGUUAGUUCUAUUAAACUAAGGUGUUAACUACAUCAAUACCAAUUUCCAUAAAAAUUGGAGCGCGAAGACGUACUCGUAAGUAACAAAUAAUAUAAUCUUUGGGAUUUUAUCGUCUGUAAUUUUUUAUUUUGAUUUUUUUGUACGUAUUAUAAUGGAAGUGCCAAAAAUUUAAACAAAUAUAUUAUACCUAUCACUAACAGUUUCUUGCACAAGGACCUUGUGUAAACUUCGACCACUUUCUUAGAUUUCGCUACCGACUGUUAAGUUAUACCGAAGUAACAUUGUAAUUCAUAAGAAAUGGCGACUCAUAUUUAGGCGCUAUGUAGCCGCCAUAAUCGCUUUGCCAUCACUUUGUUUUAUUUAUAAAAACUAAAUUAAAAAUUUAAGA
This is a messenger RNA of Plodia interpunctella (Indianmeal moth), 5610 nucleotides long. Its product is annotated as toll-like receptor 6. The record is from RefSeq and is a predicted model, not a curated record. Gene Ontology annotation, molecular function: protein binding. The transcript is spliced from 3 exons. NCBI's taxonomy places the organism in Eukaryota, Metazoa, Arthropoda, Insecta, Lepidoptera, Pyralidae. The coding region runs from base 258 to 3368 and encodes 1036 amino acids.